UAUAUCAAUAAAUUUUUGGUGACAAGCCCAAAUUUUUCUUAAAUUUAAAAAAAGAAAAAAAUUUAAAUCGAGUUUGAAGAUCGUCUAGAUUUAGAAUACCUAUUAUUCAGAAUAAUAAUUUAAGAGACAUAAAGAUGUCAGAAUCGAAUGGGCCUACGUUGGAAGCUGGACAGAUAAUUAAACCAUAUGCAAGUCUACAAACUGUUGAAAAGGUCAUCCAUUCUAGAUACGGAAUGAAAGUUAUCAAAAUAAAAGAACUUAACAGUUAUGAUGAUAAAAAUUAUCAUGUGUUGGUCGAUAAAGACAUUAAUAACUCUCACCUAGAGCAUACCUUCCCCGAUGGAUACAUUUUCAAAAUUUUGAAUUCAUAUGAUUCGCAAAAACAGUCCUACAUCGACGCCCAACACGCUAUGAUGCGUUAUCUCUAUACCCGCGGAAUAAAUUGUCCUCAAAUCAUACCUAAUAUCGAAGGUAAGGAUUAUUCUAUUGAAAAAUUGAUCAUUGAAAAAGAAGAUAUCCCAAACCGUGAUAAAUUUGGAUUAUACUUAAUUCGCAUGUUUAAUUUUAUUCCCGGUGAAACACUGAACGAUGUCACGGUCACGCCCGACCUAUGCUACCAAGCAGGGAAAUAUAUAGGGAAAAUAGACAAUUAUCUUUUAAAAUUUCAUCAUAAAGGUUUGGAAGGACACAUGACUAUAUGGAGUCUUGGAAGCGUUCCUAAACUAGUUGAAUUCGCUCCUAAAAUUAGGGACGUUAAUCGUAAAAUUUUGGCAAAUGCCAUAAUUGAAAGAUUUUCCCAACUCGUCACUCCGCACUUAUCAGAAUUCAAAAAAGGUGUAAUACACGGCGACUUUAAUGAACACAAUAUAGUGGUAACCAAAGACUCGAAUGAUGAGCACAAGAUAUAUGGGGUGAUAGAUUUCGGGGACGUUCAUAUUUCUUAUUACAUAUUCGAGAUAGCCCUUUGCAUCACAUAUAUGAUGAUAAAAGUUGAGGAUAGCGAAGUUUUUAGUUGUGGUGGUCAUGUGCUAGCUGGAUAUCUGGAGGAAAUGAGUUUAUCCUACGAGGAACUCAAUUGUUUGCAGUUAUGCAUCUGUGCGAGAUUAUGCCAGUCUUUAACAAUGGGAGAAUACACGUAUUCACUCGACCCUGGUAAUGAAUAUCUAUUAUCUUCUGCUAAAAGAGGUUGGAAAGUCCUUGACAAGAUUUGGGAAGUGGAUAAAGAACCGCUUUACAAUUUAUGGGAUGAAAUAAUUGUUGAAAGACAGAAUGAUAAGAUGAAGAAGGAAGGAAAAUGCACAGAGAUAUAAUUAAGAAAAUUUUUUGACAAAUUCUUGUAAGCUUAUUUAUGAGACAAAUCAUGUAUAAAAUUUAUAGCAAAUUUAAUAUUAUAUUAAAUGAAUUGUUUUAAUAAUUUUACAUCCUAAAAACUCCCAUUAUU
Molecule: messenger RNA, 1441 nt
Organism: Gordionus sp. m RMFG-2023
Lineage: Eukaryota; Metazoa; Nematomorpha; Gordioida; Chordodea; Parachordodidae
Product: hydroxylysine kinase-like
Exons: 8
Coding region: 135-1310 (391 amino acids)
Molecular function (GO): amino acid kinase activity
Source: RefSeq, a predicted model, not a curated record